Microtus ochrogaster (prairie vole) is the source of this 639-nucleotide messenger RNA. It is a transcript of the gene Fgf20, whose product is annotated as fibroblast growth factor 20. The record is from RefSeq and is a predicted model, not a curated record. Gene Ontology annotation, molecular function: growth factor activity. Lineage: Eukaryota; Metazoa; Chordata; Mammalia; Rodentia; Cricetidae.
AUGGCUCCCUUAACCGAAGUCGGGGCUUUCUUGGGCGGCCUGGAGGGCUUGGGCCAGCAGGUGGGGUCACACUUCCUGCUGCCUCCUGCAGGGGAGCGGCCGCCUCUGCUAGGCGAGCGGCGGGGCGCGCUGGAGAGGGGCGCCCGAGGCGGCGGGCCGGGUUCCGUGGAGCUGGCGCACCUGCAUGGCAUCCUGCGCCGGCGGCAGCUUUACUGCCGCACCGGCUUCCACCUGCAGAUCCUGCCCGACGGCAGCGUGCAGGGCACCCGGCAGGAUCACAGUCUCUUCGGUAUCCUGGAGUUCAUCAGUGUGGCGGUGGGACUGGUCAGUAUCAGAGGUGUGGACAGCGGUCUUUACCUUGGAAUGAAUGACAAAGGAGAACUCUAUGGAUCAGAGAAAUUGACUUCUGAAUGUAUCUUCAGGGAACAGUUUGAAGAGAACUGGUAUAAUACGUAUUCAUCCAACAUCUAUAAACAUGGAGACACCGGCCGCCGGUAUUUUGUAGCACUUAACAAAGAUGGAACUCCAAGAGAUGGUGCCAGGUCCAAAAGACAUCAGAAAUUUACUCAUUUCUUACCAAGACCAGUGGACCCAGAACGAGUUCCAGAAUUAUACAAAGACCUGCUGAUGUACACUUGA